CCAAUUGGUACAAUUGCUACACCUAGCGAGAAUGUCGAAUAAUUUUACCUACCGGGGAAAGUGUAAUGGAUGAAGCACCCUGUAGUGAAAGAUGUGUGCGUGAAGACGACUUUUGUUGACAUGAGAGGGGUUUUGACAUUUGUUGUCGCUUUGCAAUAAACAACACACUCGGUCCGAUCGAAAUGGCGAACAUUUUGCGAGAAUUAUCCGAUAUUUGUAGAUUUUGCCUGUGCCAAAAUGUGAAACAGAUCAUACCGAUUGCAAAAACAUUGGACAAACUUUUAACAGUCGCAGAUAUUGAACGGUUUACAGGAAUACAGUUGUCCAACAUGUCGCACGCAGUCUGUCUGGAAUGCUUGAACAAAUUGAAAAUGUCAGCCGAAUUUCGAACCUUCUGCAUGAGCAAUGAUUCGCGCUUUCAAAUGCUGCACAGUAUGCUGGUGGAAAGUGCCGAAAAGGAAGCUAUCGAAUGUGCAGAAUCAUCAGAUGAUGAUAUAGAUAUGCUGGAUUUCGACGGUUUGGAUGAAAAUGAUACAAAAAACAGUUGUAACGAAUCGGUAUCUAGCGAAACAUAUAAGGAGGAAAUUUCAUACACAGAAGAGCACAUCAAGUGCAGAUCACAAAACAUGGAAAGAGUCCAUGAUGAAAAAUCAGCAGAGGACUAUUCUGCGAAUUACAUUGAACCAGGUGUGACAUUAGUGUCGGAUGAGGAGGAUAUUGAUCCAAGGGAUUUAAUAUAUACCGCAUUGAAUCCAUCGUAUCCACGUGUUGGCUCGUGUCAGCGUGUAAAAGGGAAACGGAGAUUGCACCUUUGUGAUGCCUGUGGCAAAAUGGUCAUCGACAUUUCCUAUCAUUAUUUCACUCACGCUACUGAAGCCACUUUCGCCUGCCCACAUUGUCCUGCUAUGAUAAAAACAAAAAAUAGUUUAUUGGCACACAUAAAAACUGUGCACUUCAAAAUGAUAACUAAAACGUGCGAAAUAUGCGGCAAGGGCUUCGUUCACCACAAAACGUAUCGAUAUCAUAUGAGUGCACAUAAAAGCGAAGGCGACAGCUACGAAUGUAAACCAUGCUCUAGGACAUUCAAUCACCCAUCCGGAUACCAGCAACAUCUUAAAAGAUUUCAUAGCAUAAGCAAAAAAAUUAAAUAAUUGCUUGAGCAUGAUUGUAGCGGUUGGUGGAAGAAUGCGCUUUUCGGAACUUUACAGAAAGUUGUUCACCGGUAUAUGCGCUUUGGAGAACAGUUCUACCUGAAUUGAGGAUUCAUUUUUCUUCCGCUUUAUUUCUCUUAUCUCGCUGUUCCUACUUUUCCUUUUCUCUUUCUCCCUCUACUAUCGUAUCCUUUGUAUCUCCUAGUUCCUACAAAGAGGUGUUUAAAAAAUGUGUACCAUACGAAUAAAAAGUUAUUCACCCAUUUGUCAAAACUGCUAAAUACUAGCAAUCGUUUAAAAACUUGAUUGGUAUUUUAAAAUUGAACGGUUCUUCCCAAUUAGAGCGGUGUGGACUAAACUAAUGGUUACGCUGUUAGCGACUUCUUCCACAAAAUCCUACUUUUUAAUAUUCAUUUAGAAUGGCCACCUCCUAUUGUUCAUAAAUCCCGACUCCUGUUGGGGUACUACAAUCUCAAAAGGUCAUGCCCUGCCACUAGUGGCUCUCUGACUUUUUUUAUCCCUUAGAUGGAUUGUCAGUCCGACGAAUAAGGGUACGACCCGGAUGGGAUUUGAUCCUUGUUCCUCUCUUUUAGAGAUCAGCACCUCAACCAUCUCAACCAGGCCCUUGGUGGCCAGAAGGAUCCCGACUUCAGAAUGGGCAAUAAAAAAACGUUUGAAACAAUCUAACGGUUGAGUUUUCGUUAUGAAGCACCCUGUAAUGAAAGAUGUGUGCGUGAAGACGAUGUUUGUUGACAUGAGAGGGGUUUUGACAUUUGUUGUCGCUUUGCAAUAAACAACAAAUUCGGUCCGAUCGAAAUGGCGAGCAUUUUGCGCGAAUUAUCGGAUAUUUGUAGAUUUUGCCUGUGCCAAAAUGUGAAACUACUCAUACCGAUUGCAAAAACAUUGGAAAAACUUCUAACAAUUGAAGAUAUUGAACGGUUUACAGGAAUUCAGUUGUCCAACAUGUCGCACGCGGUCUGUCUGGAAUGUAUAAACAAAUUAAAAAUGUCAGCCGAAUUUCGUACCUUCUGCAUGAGCAAUGAUUCGCGCUUUCAAAUGCUGCACAGUAUGCUGGUGGAAAGUGCCGAAAAGGAAGCUAUCGAAUGUGCAGAAUCAUCAGAUGAUGAUAUAGAUAUGCUGGAUUUCGACGGUUUGGAUGAAAAUGAUACAAAAAACAGUUGUAACGAAUCGGUAUCUAGCGGAACAUAUAAGGAGGAAAUUUCAUACACAGAAGAACACAUCAAGUGCAGAUCACAAAACAUGGAAAGAGUCCAUGAUGAAAAAUCAACAGAGGACUAUUCUGCGAAUUACAUUGAACCAGGUGUGACAUUAGUGUCGGAUGAGGAGGAUAUUGAUCCAAGGGAUUUAAUAUAUACCGCAUUGAAUCCAUCAUACCCACGAAUGGAUAUACGUGUGCGUGGAAAGCGGAAAUUACAUCUGUGUAACAUAUGUGGUAUUUUCGUGAAGCACAUGCCAAAACAUAUUAUCAACCAUGAGGACGAUAUCACGGAAGCAUGCCCUCAUUGUCCGGUAAAAAUGAAACAAAAAGCUAACUUGGUGGCACACAUAAAAACUGUGCAUCUUAAAACGAUUGGGAAAACGUGCGAAAUAUGCGGUAAAGGCUUUGUACAUCAUAAAACGUACCGCUAUCACAUGAAAUCUCACCAGGACGAAGGAGGAGUAUUUGAAUGCAAGGCGUGUUCGAAAACAUUUAGUCAUUCGAAUGCCUUAAAGGAUCACUUCAACAGGCUUCACAAUAUUGCGCGAAAACAAAAAUGAGCCGUAUUUUCGAGUUCAACAUUAAGGAAGACUUAGUACGUCGUUGUUCUCAACAUGUUGGCUAUUUUUAUUUUAUUUAUUUGAUAAAGUUUUUCUGAACUGUUUUAUUAUUCUUAUUUUACGACCUCUAGGGCCAUUUCUGGCGUACUAGAUUUAUUUUUACCGCGUAGCCGGAUUGUCAGUCCUUGCUACGGGGGACGGUCCGAACAGUUUUACCGACACCUAAAUUCAAUGUCGUGUGACAACUUCAUUGACUCAUUGUAUAUACGAAUACGCCAUGUGCAAACGCGUAAACUGUGUGCAACACUUAUGCUAGAAAGCAAGACGGAUAUGACGGUAUAGGAUCUGCGACUUUACCUAUUUGUUUCUAUGCUUUCAGCAUGAACACGUGGUACCAAAAUCCAUGCAAUAAAAAAUUGUGAAUUAGACAGCUCUAUCAGUUUAUUAACUAUAGAACAGUCAGAACAGUGAUAGGACUUUGAUCUAUGGCUUGUUAGUAUUAUCAACCGGAUUUUAAAUGUCGCUCGGAUACGAUCGCGGAAGCAUCUGAAAGAUUUUGAUAGUUCUGCAAAUGGAUGAGUCCGUCGAACCCGGUUGUUGUCCGUCCGACCGUUUUAAGCCAACGGAAGAUUAAAUAAAAGUUCAACGAAAGACGGAAGGCAAGCAGGUUAGUUUUUGCAAGAUAGCCAUUAGGAGAUCGGUGUGACCCUCCAAACUGUCGAGAAGUAUUUAACCAAAGUAUGUAGAAGUGCACAUACGAAAGCAUUAGUUCAGACCAGACGCGAUGGAGAACCAAAUAGAGCGAUUGGGCGUUCCAGCACUACUCAAGUGUUUGAAGUCUCUCAAUUCUAGGCCAAUUUGAAGAGAAGAAUAUACUCAAAUAAUUUCGUUGUCAUAACGACUGAAGAUUUGAGGAACUGGAAAAUAUGCCUACUAGCUUCUUUUUUCACCUAUUGAUAAAUUUCUGAUUUCAGAAUAAACGUAAUUCGAUUUGCUAUAAUACCUUUUUUCGUUCUCUCUUACCUUUAUUUCCGAAAUAGUUUCUAUUUUAUAAUACAAAAUCUUUUAACAUAUCAUAUUUUUAUAAUAAAGUUUUAUAAUAUAAAAUAUUUUAUAAUCAAAAUCUCAUCUCAGUGCGCUUGGUGACAUCUGCUGACAUCUAUGUAUUUGACAGUCCUCUUUGUGAUCGUUAUUUACCAACAACUGCAUCCACGGCUCUUCGGGAAGGCGAUCGCAACGCCGGAAAUGUUCCAAGUUUGCCGAUUUUGUUCGUGCCAGGACGAAGCAUUACUGAUUCCAUUAGAGGAUAUAUUGGAUUUUGGUCUCGCCUUUCAAGAUGUAAGCAUAGUCACAGGAAUAGAGAUAAAUGAGGAAAACAUAGCAUCAUACGCCAUGUGUUUGGAAUGUACAACCAAAUUAAAAAGCUCGGUAACUUUCCGAAAUGCCUGCAUAAGCAACGAUUUUCUUUUUCGUAAACUAUGUCCUCAACCGACUACCAGUAUUCAAGAAUCUUGUGCCCAAAAGCCUGAAGCCUUCGAUUUGGCUAGAGCUAGUGUUAAAGAAUCUGGUGCCAAAACGCCUGACGUCUUCGAUUUAGCCGGAGCCAGUGUUGAAGAAUCUGGUGCCAAAACGCCUGACGUCUUCGAUUUGGCCGGAGCCAGUGUUGAAGAAUCUGGUGCCCAAACGCCUAACGCAGACAACAGCUGUGACGAGUCGCAACAUUUUGACCUAAGUGUUUUUGGAACCAUUUUCGUUGAAUCUUUAUACGGAUUCAAUCAAAGUAAUAUCGAAGAAGACGAAUUUUCGUACUCAGCCAAUUUCAUAAAACCGGGAGAAAUAUUGUUUUCUGAGGAUGAGGAUAGCAACCAAUCGAUUGAUUGGGAUCGCUUCAGCCUAAAUCCUCGGCCUCCACCAUCCGUUGCAUACAUACGUGUUAAAGGGAAGCGUAAAUUUCACCUUUGUGACAAAUGUGGCUUAAUGGUUGGACACAUUCCAAGCCAUAUGGACAUGCAUCAAGAAGAAUACAAACACAGUUGCCCAUAUUGUCCACUAAAAGUAAAGAAUAAAGGCAGCAUGAAUUCACAUAUAAAAACUGUUCAUUUGAAAACAGUUAUGAAGACGUGCGAAAUAUGCGGCAAAGGCUUCAUUCACCACAAAACGUAUAGAUAUCAUAUGCUUAAUCAUCAAGAUGCAGGAAAAACCUUCGAAUGCGUAGAUUGUUCGAAAACGUUCACGAAUUCUAUUUACUUGAGGGAUCAUUUUAACAGGAUACAUAAUACUGGCAAACAAGUCAAAAAGAAGGAUACAGGCGAACGAAUUCGUAGGAAACGAAGCAGAUCCGGCGUUCUGGUGCAAACAGUGAAAGAUUGAUUGCAAACAUUUUACUUUGCUACUUUAUAUUCGGCUCUGUUGUACCUUGCUCCAAAGCUUUCUGCUGACUUGGUUGAAAAGUAAGCUAGUCAUUACGAUCCGGUUGUUUUACAUGAGCAAUAAAACUAUGAAUAUUUCGUAUGUUUGUUCAAAUUCAA
Molecule: messenger RNA, 5458 nt
Organism: Anopheles funestus (African malaria mosquito)
Lineage: Eukaryota; Metazoa; Arthropoda; Insecta; Diptera; Culicidae
Product: zinc finger protein 846-like
Exons: 8
Coding region: 1968-2930 (320 amino acids)
Biological process (GO): regulation of transcription by RNA polymerase II
Cellular component (GO): nucleus; chromosome
Molecular function (GO): RNA polymerase II cis-regulatory region sequence-specific DNA binding; DNA-binding transcription factor activity; chromatin insulator sequence binding
Source: RefSeq, a predicted model, not a curated record